Procambarus clarkii (red swamp crayfish) is the source of this 861-nucleotide messenger RNA. RefSeq names its product putative protein FAM47C. The record is from RefSeq and is a predicted model, not a curated record. NCBI's taxonomy places the organism in Eukaryota, Metazoa, Arthropoda, Malacostraca, Decapoda, Cambaridae.
AUGUUCCAUACUUUUCCUUAUGACGGUCUUAAAGCUUGUGUAGCUGCUCCUGGAGCCUCCAGCGACCAUGCUCCUCAUGGUCCUCCUGGAGCCUCCAGCGACCAUGCUCUUCAUGGUCCUCCUGGAGCCUCCAGCGACCAUGCUCUUCAUGGUCCUCCUGGAGCCUCCAGCGACCAUGCUCCUCAUGGUCCUCCUGGAGCCUCCAGCGACCAUGCUCCUCGUGGUCCUCCUGGAGCCUCCAGCGACCAUGCUCCUCGUGGUCCUCCUGGAGCCUCCAGCGACCAUGCUCCUCAUGGUCCUCCUGGAGCCUCCAGCGACCAUGCUCCUCAUGGUCCUCCUGGAGCCUCCAGCGACCAUGCUCCUCAUGGUCCUCCUGGAGCCUCCAGCGACCAUGCUCCUCAUGGUCCUCCUGGAGCCUCCAGCGACCAUGCUCCUCGUGGUCCUCCUGGAGCCUCCAGCGACCAUGCUCCUCGUGGUCCUCCUGGAGCCUCCAGCGACCAUGCUCCUCGUGGUCCUCCUGGAGCCUCCAGCGACCAUGCUCCUCAUGGUCCUCCUGGAGCCUCCAGCGACCAUGCUCCUCAUGGUCCUCCUGGAGCCUCCAGCGACCAUGCUCCUCAUGGUCCUCCUGGAGCCUCCAGCGACCAUGCUCUUCAUGGUCCUCCUGGAGCCUCCAGCGACCAUGCUCUUCAUGGUCCUCCUGGAGCCUCCAGCGACCAUGCUCCUCAUGGUCCUCCUGGAGCCUCCAGCGACCAUGCUCCUCAUGGUCCUCCUGGAGCCUCCAGCGACCAUGCUCCUCAUGGUCCUCCUGGAGCCUCCAGCGACCAUGCUCCUGGUGGCCAACUUUCCGUUAUCAGUGAAUAA